AUGUAAACUUAAUAAAUGAAUUUUUUUAAAGCUGGAAACUACAAGAUGUUUGGGAGUUUAGAACACAACAAGAAAAAUGAGUGCUAGGAAAUAAUAAAUAACUAAUUGCUAGAUUACAUAUUCUUUUCCGAUUCAAUGAUUGCAGAAAAUUGCUGUAUAAAAAAAAAUAAAAUAAAUAGAUUUAUAUCAGAAAUACACUCAAUUUAAAAUGAUUAAUAUGAAUAAAUACAUAAUUUUUAUAGAGCGGAUAAUGGCUAUUUAUUGAUAUUAAAUAAGAAUACGCAUAGAAAUUUACAUAAUUAUUUGGAGUAAAAUAAGUUUCCUGCAAAUAAGGUAUGUUUUGCAAAAAUAAUAGUGUCAAUACUUUAAGGGCUGAUUAAUAUUCAUUAAAAAUCGAUUAUUUAUACAUGUAUUUCGCCAUACAACUUAAAAUUAGAUGCUAAAGAUAAAGUAAUUUUUAAAGAAAAUACCUAUGAAAGAAUAUUUUAAGAUUAUACUUCAAAUGAGUAGUAGAAGCUAUUUUUAGCUCCAGAAAUUUUAGAAAGAAAAUAAUACGGAUUUUAAGCAGAUCUUUAUAGCUUUGGGGUUUUGCUUUUUUAUAUGAUAUACAACAGACACCCUUUUUAUUUUUCUUAAAAUCUAUAAAAAAUUAAUAAAUAAGAGUUAAUUGAUAAUAUUAAAUAACAGAAAAUAAACUUUGAUUAAAAUAUUGUAGUUCCUAUAUGUUUAAUUGAUUUUAUCAAAAGACUCUUGCAUUAUGAUCCAUAAAAAAGAAUGAGCUGGUAUUAAGUUUAUAGACAUCCUUUCUUAAGACAUUAUAUAGAAUAGUUAAAUGAUUCAUAAUUUUCAAGCUCAUACAAUAUCUAAGAAGAAGAAAAUUUAAGAAAUUAAAAAGAUAAAUUACUAACUUAAUAAAAUUUAUAUUAAAAAGAAAUAUUUUAAGAAAAUAAAAUUCCAAAUAUAGAAUUAUAUUAAUAAAAUCUAUAAACCAUUUCUCUUGAAAACAAUAAAAAGCAAUAAAAUAUUAUUUAAUAGAAGAGAAAUGAAUAAUAACCUAAAUAAUAAGCAGAUAUUGCAUAAAAAAAUUUAGAUGCUAUCUUUGAUAAAGCAGAAUUUUUAAGCAAGUUUACUAAAAGCGUGAAGGAGCUCUAAAAAAAAAUCUAAAUAGACAGUACUUUUAUAGUUUAGUACAGUUUAAUAUGGUAGGCAAUUCAUAUUUUAAAUUAGAUUUAAAGCAUAAUUAGCAAACAAAAUACUGUUAAUAACUUUUAAGUUCAAUAUCUUGAUUAAUUGAUUUAAGAUGAAAAUAAAGUAUAAUCAUUUUAAAUGAAAGUUUAAGAAAAAAUAAAUAAAUUAAAUAAAAAAUAAAUAAAAAUUUUAGGAAAUAAUUAAGCAAUUAAAAAUCUGUUUCAUCCUACAACAUUUUAAACUGAAUACAAUCAAAAUUUAACAAAAUAUAUUAAUACUGUAAAGACAAGACUAGAAUAACAUUUUGAAACUGAUGAUAAGCCUAGAUUAUUUGCUCAUAUUAUGCUUGCUUUUGAGGCAUUAAAUAUUUAAAAAAAUAAUUAGCAAGAUAAGAAAUACUUCAAAGAAAUCUAUAUAAACUCAAAAAAUUAACCUCUUGACUAAUGGGAAAAAUUAAUUAAUUAAAAGCUUUAAAAUUGA
Tetrahymena thermophila SB210 is the source of this 1668-nucleotide messenger RNA. RefSeq names its product kinase domain protein. Gene Ontology annotation, cellular component: autophagosome; cytoplasm. Gene Ontology annotation, molecular function: protein serine/threonine kinase activity; ATP binding. Gene Ontology annotation, biological process: protein autophosphorylation; peptidyl-serine phosphorylation; autophagy. The record is from RefSeq and is a predicted model, not a curated record. The transcript has 4 exons. Lineage: Eukaryota; Ciliophora; Oligohymenophorea; Hymenostomatida; Tetrahymenidae.